CUUCUGGAUGUCGUACAGACGGAACCAAGCGAAUAUCAAACACUCGCACGUUUUAGAACGAAAUAUCUAUCUAAGAUAAUUCUGUAAGUUUUGAAGAAAGUAUGAACAGAAGGAAUCAACCGAAACUCACCAGUGGAGCAAUUCCAGCCAUAAUUGGAAAUGGACUGUACGGUGAAACUCCGGUUCUACAAGUUUUGGGUUAUAAAAAUCUUCAAGGAGAAAGUAAUGACCGUUACAGAAUUCUCAUCUCUGAUGGAAAAUAUUCCUAUGCAUAUGGAAUGUUGGCCACCCAACUAAAUCAUCUAAUUACAGAGGGCAAACUUGAAAUCUUUACAAUUAUUAAAGUAACAAAGUUUGUUGUGAAUAAAGUUGCUACAAAGGCAACUGCAGGCAAAGAUCAAAAAAAAAUUAUCAUCCUUCUUGAUGUUGAGCCAAUUGCGCCUGGGAGUGAAGUAGGAGAGAAAAUCGGGAAUCCCCAGACCUUGAAUGAUGUUGGAGAAGUGUCAGAAGAUGCAACUGUGAACUCUAAACCAGCAGGUAGCAUGAAUUAUUCAAAGCCUGCUCCAGCCAGCAAAACUGGUGGAUAUGGUCAGCAAGCUGCAAAGCCAGAUAUUAUAACCCAUCCAAUUGUGAGCCUAACACCAUACCAAAACAAAUGGACCAUUAAAGUAAGGGUAACAAACAAGUCGGAUAUCCGUACGUGGAGCAAUUCUAGAGGUGAAGGCAAACUUUUUUCAAUGGACAUGAUGGACGAGACUGGAGAAAUCCGUGCCACCGCAUUUAAUGCCGAAUGUGAUAAAUUCUAUCACAUUAUUGAGAUCGACAAAGUCUACUACAUUUCACAAGCACAAUUAAAGGCCGCGAACAAGCAGUACACAAGUAUCAAGAACGACUACGAAAUGACGUUUAGUCAAAAUACCACAGUGGUCCCUUGUCAUGACGAUACGUCAAACAUCCCAUCUAUCACGUUCAACUUCGUCCCUAUCAAUCAACUGAUUAAUUUGGAAAAGGAUAGUAUCAUUGAUAUAAUUGGAGUUGUAAAAUCGGCAAAUGAUGUGCGCGUUAUUGUUUCAAAGACGACAAGUAAAGAAUUGAGGAUGCGAGAAGUACAAUUGGUGGACAGCUCCAACACUGAGGUCAAUUUGACCUUGUGGGGUAAAACCGGAGAGGAAUUUGAUGCAAGUUCUCAACCCGUUGUUGCAUUGAAAGGCGUGAAGCUCUCUGAUUUUGGAGGUCGUUCAAUAGGAACAAUAUCGUCGACUGUCAUGCAGAUCAAUCCUGACAUGGCGGAAGCUCACAAACUACGUGGCUGGUACGACAAUGGUGGGUCAUCAUCGGUAAUUUCAAGCAUAUCGUCGGCUCGCGGCUCGGGCACUGGUGGUAGCGGGUCAUACAAAACUUUCGCUGAAGCCAAAUUCGAAAACCUUGGUGGAGGUGAAAAACCAGACUACUACAAUGUGAAAGCAAUGGUGGCUAUGAUUAACAAAGAGCGAGCGUUGUACAUGGCUUGCCCUUCAGAAGACUGCAACAAAAAGGUCAUCGAUCAGAACAAUGGUCUCUACCGAUGCGAAAAAUGUCAACGUGAAUUUCAGGACUUUAAGUGGCGUAUGAUGCUUUCGGUCAACAUUGCCGAUGCCACAGAACAACAAUGGGUAACUUGUUUUCAAGAAACUGCCGAAACUCUGCUUGGGAGAUCGGCAGAUGAAAUUGGCAGAUUGAAGGAUACAGAUAACGCCGAGUUCCAGAAGAUUUUCGAAGAAGCCACUUUCAAGUGGUAUAUUUUCCGGCUGAGAGUUAAGAUGGAGAUGUACAAUGACGAAAAUCGUCUAAAAACAAACGUCUACGAAGUCAAGGAGGUUAAUUACAAAGAGCACAAUGAGAGGUUGAUCCGAGAAAUGAAAGAAAUGGCAAUUGCUGAAUAAAAUAUUGCAACAUGUACCAUCCACUACAUCCCUAAACACUUACGAAAUAAUUUAAUUUUUGUAUGCAAAUAAUUUCUUGUAUCAUGUGCGAGCGAAAAAACAGUUAAAAAAAAAAAACGUUUGAAAAAGCAGAAUACAGAUACCGCUUAUCACAGUGAA
Daphnia carinata is the source of this 2081-nucleotide messenger RNA. RefSeq names its product replication protein A 70 kDa DNA-binding subunit-like (gene RpA-70). Gene Ontology annotation, molecular function: single-stranded telomeric DNA binding; damaged DNA binding. Gene Ontology annotation, biological process: DNA replication; meiotic cell cycle; telomere maintenance via telomerase. Gene Ontology annotation, cellular component: nucleus; DNA replication factor A complex. NCBI's taxonomy places the organism in Eukaryota, Metazoa, Arthropoda, Branchiopoda, Diplostraca, Daphniidae. The transcript has 14 exons. The record is from RefSeq and is a predicted model, not a curated record. Bases 102 to 1922 code for a protein of 606 amino acids.